AGGGCGUGGUGCCGGCGGCGCCGGGGCGUGCGCAGGCGCAGGGAGAACUCAGGCACUGAUGGAGGAAAUGGACCUCGUCUCCGAGUUCCCCCAGCCUUCGGGUGCUGCUCGCUCUGCGGAGGUUAUGGCUCGCUUCGCGGCCCAGCUAGGCUCACAGGGCCGGCGGGUGGUGUUGGUCACGUCAGGCGGCACCAAGGUCCCUCUGGAAGCGCGGCCAGUGCGCUUUCUGGACAACUUCAGCAGCGGACGGCGCGGUGCAAUUUCGGCCGAGGCCUUCCUGGCUGCAGGCUACGGGGUCCUGUUCUUGUACCGCGCUCGUUCCUGUUUCCCCUUUGCCCACCGCUUCCCGCCUCAGACCUGGCUGUCGGCCCUGCGGCCUUCUGGCCCAGCUAAGUCGGGCGUGCUGAGCCUGGAGGCCGAGGAGAAUGCACUCCCGGGCUUCUCUGCGGCUUUGCGGAGCUACCAAGAAGCAGCGGCUGCCGGCACCUUCCUGGCUGUAGAGUUCUCCACUUUGGCAGACUAUUUGCAUCUGCUGAAGGCUGCUGCCCAAGCGCUCAGUCCACUAGGGCCUUCUGCGAUGUUUUACCUGGCUGCGGCCGUGUCAGAUUUCUAUGUUCCUGUCUCUGAAAUGCCUGAACACAAGAUCCAGUCAUCUGGGGGCCCACUGCAGAUAACAAUGAAGAUGGUGCCAAAAAUGCUUUAUCCUUUGGUUAAAGAUUGGGCUCCCAAAGCCUUUAUAAUUUCCUUUAAGUUGGAGACCGACCCCUCCAUCGUAAUUAAUCGUGCUCGGAAUGCUUUGGAAGUUUAUCAACAUCAACUGGUGAUAGCUAAUAUCCUUGAGUCAAUACAUUCCUUUGUUGUUAUUGUCACCAAAGACUCAGAAACCAAGUUAUUGCUAUCAGAGGAAGAUGUAGAAAAAGGUGUAGAGAUAGAAAAGAAGAUAGUGGAGAAUCUUCAGUCUCGACACACAGCUUUUAUAUAUGACAAAAACUGAACUAAAAAAGUUUUAUAGGAUCAAAAAUUGUUCAGUGGACCAGGGCUCUUAUAAAUGGCAAGAACUAGAAUAAAUUAUUUGCUUUUAUAAGAACAAAGAAAAAAAAGGAAGGUAAAAAUUGUGGUAUGCAGACAAUAUGGGCUGGCUUUUGCCUCUUAAUGACUGAACCACCUGACACACUCACCUGAAAUGUUAUCUUGACUUGGAAAUUGAACACUAGAGCUUUGCCUUGACUUUUUAAAAAGCCAAGAAAUAAA
Urocitellus parryii (Arctic ground squirrel) is the source of this 1251-nucleotide messenger RNA. RefSeq names its product phosphopantothenoylcysteine synthetase (gene Ppcs). The record is from RefSeq and is a predicted model, not a curated record. NCBI's taxonomy places the organism in Eukaryota, Metazoa, Chordata, Mammalia, Rodentia, Sciuridae.